Molecule: messenger RNA, 617 nt
Organism: Cercospora beticola
Lineage: Eukaryota; Fungi; Ascomycota; Dothideomycetes; Mycosphaerellales; Mycosphaerellaceae
Source: RefSeq, a predicted model, not a curated record
AUCAUUUCUCACACAUUCUUCCUUUACUCACAAAGCGAAAACUAUACCUACACAGUAAAAUCAGCCCAGCAUGCCUCGAAUCGUCGCUCCACCUCCACCAUCCGGAGAGUUCCAGGUGAAACUCCAGAAGUCAUUUGACACACCAAAGCUCACCGUCGAGGUACUCGGCGAGCCUAAUCGAUCCGCGGUCGUACGCCAGACUCAGUACGAUGGGAAUAACAAGUCAUCGGAGAAGACUGGAGAUGUUCCUGCUGAUGACGUGAACGAGCUUCUGCGACUGGUCCAAGACCUUCGAGGGUUCCCUUCGCACCCAUCCAAGGAUGUGUAUGGCGCAGACGUCAAGGUCGAAUUCAACACAACCGAUAUUCAGUGGGCAAAUGAUGACGAAGAUCCGUCUGCCAACGAGAUCAACGAGGUUGCUCAAGAGCAGAAGGAUGACUUCAAGAGAAUUGCAGACAGCAUUGAGGCACUAGCGAGGACAUUCGCGAAGAACGAUUCCGCUGUCUGAGCUGUUGUCUGAGCUGCCCGUGGUGGGAAGCUGGGCGAGGCUACGAACGGAUUGCUAUAGAAUGCAUUAGCAUUGUCAUGAGUAUCAAUUGAAUGGCCAAUGAAUCCAG